GACCUGCAUAAUAUAGAAAUUUAGCUAUUUUUCUUUCGGUUUAUUUCUUCGAGCAAUAUUUUGUUUCUGUGAUUAUGGCUACUGGGCAAGCACCACGCAACCCCAUUCCAGCUAUGAGAACAUACCCGCCGGUGGAGCAUCCAGUGGUGGUAAUAGGGCCACAGUACCUGGCACAGUACCCUGUUGAGCUCGCCGUCAACGAUUUUAAGGUGUCUGACAUUAAGGGCACCCUCAUCUUCAAGGUCACGUUUAAACUAUCAAGCAUUAAUCGUCUUUUUCUGAAAGAUGCAGCCGGAAACACCCUUGUCAAUCUCAGGAAGAAGACAAUGACCAUGCAUGGGAGGUGGGAGGCUUUUACCGGAGAAAGCAAGGAGGAGAAUGAUUUGCUUUUCACAGCCAAGGAAUCCAAGACUGGGGUAGACGUAUUCUUGGGUAAUAACAAAGGAGAGGUCCCUGAUUUCAAGGUCAAAGAAGGCUACAGCAAGAGUUCCCGCUCUAUACUUCUUCGAGAUUCCAAUACCAUGAUUGCACAGGUGCAUGGACGAGACACUCUCGCCAUUAUGCCUAAUGUUGAUUAUGCCUUCAUAGUGGCUCUUCUGGUGGUGAUUCUGAAGGGGAUCAAUCCGGAUGAUCAUAGGGAAGGCGCGGCCCUUAAAGGCAUUAACGGUGUUAUCGCGUAAAAAUCAAACUCCAUCGGCAAAAGCCACAGACAAAAACUAUUUGUCAGCAUUUAGAUCGUCGGUAAUUUUAUUUUAUUUUUCACUAAUUCUGUCUCUAAUUCUAUUGUAAAAAAAAUAAUAAACACCGAAAAUAAUAUAAACAAAAGAAGUGUGUUAAAAAAGUUUCUACUAGAAAUAUACAAAUAUACAGACAGAAUAAUUCAAUUUGUA
Messenger RNA from Populus nigra (black poplar), 890 nucleotides. Its product is annotated as protein LURP-one-related 15-like. Bases 75 to 680 code for a protein of 201 amino acids. The record is from RefSeq and is a predicted model, not a curated record. Lineage: Eukaryota; Viridiplantae; Streptophyta; Magnoliopsida; Malpighiales; Salicaceae. The transcript has 3 exons.